Molecule: messenger RNA, 1491 nt
Organism: Alternaria rosae
Lineage: Eukaryota; Fungi; Ascomycota; Dothideomycetes; Pleosporales; Pleosporaceae
Exons: 5
Coding region: 1-1491 (496 amino acids)
Source: RefSeq, a predicted model, not a curated record
AUGGUGAACCGACGCGCUAGCGAUGCAGCGGCUCCCCCAACUCAAACACCCGUUGCAACCGUCGCCAAGCGAAAACGACGUGCUUCGUGCCUAGGAGAACAAGAGCGUCGCGAACGGAAAAGAGCUAUUGACCGUGAAGCUCAACGCUCACUGCGAGAAAAGACCAAAACUCACAUCGCGGAAUUAGAACGAACAAUCCAGAUACUUCGCGAUCAGGAUCGUAAUGGGGCUACGGCGAGUCUGCUCUCCGAGAUUGAUAAUCUACGGGCAGAAAACGAGCAGUUGAGGGAUGUCAUCGAUAGCGUCAAAAGCGUGGUGGGACUGGACCUUGGGGUGUCGAGCAAGACCGCUGCGGCGAUCGUACCACCAUCCCUCGCCGAUAAUGGUGACGAUGGGGACGCUCCUUUUGCUGCAACGAGUGCCGGGCAGCAAUCGCCUAAACCACGCACUAUCUCGUCUAGCAGUACGACGAGACCAUCUCUGCCGACGUCCAUCGACCAGCCCACCGCCCAUAUUCCGUCUGAAACAAUGCGCUCGCUCGACCUUGAUGGUAUGACAGUGAUGCCAGAUCUAUUUAUGUCGCCUGUGGGGUCGAAUCAACAUCUGGGCUUGGAGCCCGCUCUCCCGCUUGUACACAAGAGCUCAGCAGAAGAAAAGGUAGAAGACCAGCACUGGGCCAACGCAUCAGCUACAGCAACAUGGGCGCCCAUGAUGGAAGAAAUUUUCGGCCCAAACUGGCGUUGUCCCUCUCCAACAAUCCUCCACAUUGGCAACCCAGACAACCCCACCCCCCUGGCCUCAUCCUCCAUUUGCCCUGUUUGGAAAAAGAGCAACGAACUCUUUGGCAAAGUCUUCACCUACCAUCGUCGUUACUCAGGCAAUUCUAACAAGUAUUCAUCUUCAUGCCACAAUCUAGUGCCGGCCGAUAUCGCAGAAGCAGGACUUCUAUACGUUGGCAUCAAGCAGGGUUGGAACAGUUUAGCCUCGUCAGAAUGGAAGAAAAGUCCUGCGCUUACCAUUCUGAAACAGGUCGACGAGUUACUGUUUGUCCAUUUACCCAAUGUAGAGAGGCUGGCUGUGGCGUAUAAGAGCUUCAAACUGCUCAAGUAUUAUCUGAACGCAAGAAAAGAAGAAUUAGACAGAGUACCCGACUGGCUCCGUCCAAGUUUCUCACAGUCAUCCACCGCCCACCCCAUCGCCCUUGACUUCUUCGCCUGGCCCACCCUCCGCUCCCGCCUCUUGAACAACCAUGCCACGAUCUUCCAAAACACCGAUCUCUCAUGCUGUUACUCGCGCUAUCUGCGCUUCGACUGGCCGUUUCCCAUUGAAGACGCUUUCUUCCUUGACGAUAGCAGUGGAGUCCAUUAUCCUAGUCCUCUGUUUGAGCGAUAUCACGGGGAUCUAAAGUAUUGGUCAGUAGACGAGAAGUUCUUCGACACGUUUCCGGAGAUGAAGGGGGAUAUUGAGGGGGAUCGAUGUAGGGGAGGAUGA